This is a messenger RNA of Aplosporella prunicola CBS 121167, 3615 nucleotides long. RefSeq lists its product as uncharacterized. Gene Ontology annotation, molecular function: NAD+ poly-ADP-ribosyltransferase activity. Bases 1 to 3615 code for a protein of 1204 amino acids. NCBI's taxonomy places the organism in Eukaryota, Fungi, Ascomycota, Dothideomycetes, Botryosphaeriales, Aplosporellaceae. The record is from RefSeq and is a predicted model, not a curated record. The transcript has 4 exons.
AUGCCUAGGAAGGCCUUCAACGCCGACCUCGCUUCUGCUGUCGGGGCUAGCAGCCAUCCCACUGGCAUCUCCGCCGUCCGCCGUGGAGAUGAUGACGGAUGGGUCACAUUUACUCUCACGCCCGAAGCCGUUGGCUCCGGUUACCUCGUCACUGCCAUGGUCACUGAUGUUGCCGACUACCCCUCCAGCCAUGCUUUCUUUCUGUCGGCUGAGGAUGAUAUGCCAACUGCACUAGCCCAAACACUGGGUCACAUCCAAGAACAACUAUCACCAGGUACUCCAAUCCUACAGCUCCUCAGCACCAUUUCAAGCGCACUUUGUAAGGAUCAGAACGGAGAUUCGCCGAUGGGCGACGUCAAUUCUCUGCAAGGCCUUGACGUCUCAGACGACGAACUCGAGGGAUACAGCAGCGACUUAAAAGAUGAUGACGACGACGAUCCGACCAACUUCGAUCUUCCUAGCGACGACGACGUCGAGGUACUCCAAACCGGACAUGUCCGUAUCGGAAGUUCGCCUACAUACCAGACUCUGGACCGCGCCUCUCGCUGUCGCCUGCGCAACGACCUCGCUCUUGUCAAGAAGGCUGGUUUCAGGGUGGGUCAUCUAGGGCCGCUCCUCGAAGGUGAUAGCUCCUAUCUGUCGAUAUCUUGCCGAGUGAGCAAGCUUGGCAUCUCAGGGGAGGCCAUGCAGGCCUGGCAAGUUCAGCCAGAAGAAUAUGUGACUUUACUCAUCCAAUACCCGAGUGGCUAUGUGUCAGUUGAAGAGGUCAAGACGUACAACAACUCAGCCAGUGCACAGGGUGCCUGGCAGUUUCGCACAGGCAUUGGCUCCUCAUAUAAACCGUCUCCGAAAGAGAUCGUCCAGGCUUUUGCGGCUCGCAGUAACAAAGCGAAGGCCAUGGCAGAGGAAGGUGAAUCCUCGACUAGAUUCCGGAAGCUCUUUAUAUCCUCUGCACUGGAUGACCUCUUCCAAGAAAAGUUUAUCAUGCUCCUCAAGUACAGACUAAAGGGAAUGCACUGGGACGGCGCCAUGAAGUUUCUCAGCGACCUACGGGAGAGAGAUCGCACCGAACAGAUGUCUUCAGACAAGAAGUACACCCAAUUGGAAUCCGUUAAACACGACCUUCCGAGGCUUGUCACAGCAGAUCACAUUUCAGAUGCUGGGUUUGGAGCUCCGCUAUCUUUGCCAUUGGUUGCCAUGCAAUUUCUCAUGCGUCAUUUUGUUCGUUGCACGGAGUUUUGCCUGGUGUGUCAUCGCAAAAUGCCAGACGGGCUUGAAGCUAUCAAACCCUACGUCUGCGAUGGUGAGCUCUGCCUCUUUCAGUACAUGCAGCUGGGUUUGGGCCCAAGCAUCGAGCAUGAAAUCAUCACCCAACCAAGGGUCAUCGACUUGCUAAUCAGCCUUUGCUAUGUGAGCGCCAAGCAGUUGGUUCUGCAAUCUCGUCUCCCCAAGGGCAUCAAAGGAAAGGCUCCUCCACUUUCUGUCCUUAAGCCUUAUCCGGACGGUCAGAACGUUCCAGUAACUACGCAUAAUCAACCUUCACUCAACAACAUAGUUCGGCACCCAAUGAAAUACCAUCCAGUCAGAAGCGAGAUGAUGUUUGGGACCGAAGUCAAGGCUAUUGAUUUGGGCUUCACAGCAGGUGACUGGGUUGCCAUCAAAGUCGCAAACUCAAACAGUGUCAUCCACUGCAAAGUCGAUAGCAUUUGCCUCCCGGUCGUGUUCGUCUCGAAAGAACAAAUCAUAGUGGUGCCCAGCGUGAGCCAAGACAGCAUCAACAACAACCUCAGCGUAGUAACCAAGGGAGACUGGAAGCAGACGGCACUCAACAUUCAGAGUGACGCUGCCGCUCACGUGGAGGGCCUAAACGACUGCUACAAUCCUGCUGACUGUAUUCUCUACUCCGUGGAUUUUGACAGCUUACCAGACUCUGAAAAAUGCAUGACGAUUCAGUACAUUUUAGAGUUACUGCCUAGUGUGAGUCAAAUGAGAGACUACCUAACAAGCAGCAUGCAAGCAGAUCUCAAGAACUGGACAUCCCGCAUGUGUCCGUUAGCUCUGGGAAUAGUCCGCUGGAUCAUCGCCUCGAACAGGGCCUGUAUUAUGCAGAUUGACGGGCCGAAAGCAUUUCCGCUGGACCGGGAUUCUCGAUCUAAGUCGAGCAUAGAUGAGAGAGUAGGCGGAAUGCCAGGAUGGUUGCAGUUCAAGUUCGCUAUGGGUGCGCCGGAAAAGGAGCGCCGCUUCACCAACUGUGUCAAGAGCAUGGCGGUGCAGCAUAAGCUCAAGCAUCCAACCAUGUUUGCGUGGCAUGGCAGUCCAUUGGCCAAUUGGCAUUCCAUUAUUCGCGAGAGCUUCAACUUCAACCAAAUUGCGCACGGACGGGCUUAUGGAAACGGAGUAUACUUUGCGAUGGAUUGCCAGACCAGCCUUGGGUACUCUGGAAACUCAUAUCACACAAAGUCCAAUGGUACAUGGCCCCUCAGUGAACUUGAUAUGGUCAAUGCCAUAUCACUCAACGAACUGAUCAACGCGCCGGGAAAAUUCGUCUCACAUCAACCCCAUCUUGUGGUGGACAACCUAGACUGGAUGCAAACUCGUUACCUGUUCGUCCAACGUGGGACCGGCGAUCAUGGCUCAGUGAUGUACGAGACGCAAAAUGCGUCCACUGAAUCUGUACUUGGAGAGGUGGUUGAUCAAGAUCCAAUUUACACACCCAAAGGUCCGAAUCAUUCCAGACUCGCUAUCCCGAUCACCGCUCUUCCAGGUGCACGGAGGCAGACUUCUCAUUCCGUACACAAGGGAUACAAGAAGGUCAAGGUUGAUGGCACCGUACUCGAUCCGAUCAUGGUCGACGAUGACGACGAUCAUAUGAGCAUCACAUCUGAUGAGGAGGAUAUUAUGCUUCUUGUCCCCGAACCCGAUACGGAUAAAGAGAAUGUAAAACCGCAAACCGAUUUCGUCCCGGGAAAGUUGGAUCGGAUGACUCUUCCCAUGUUGAAGCCACCCGAGGGCAGCGCGGCCUCUAUCUCGGCCUCCAAGCGCCUUCAGCAAGACUUCAAGAGCGUCCUAAGCAUCCAAAACCGGGAACCAGCACAUGAGUUGGGCUGGUAUAUUGACCCGGAGCUCAUGAUGGAAACUAACAAUCUUUACCAAUGGAUUGUCGAGCUGCAUUCCUUCGAGCCGCACUUGCCUCUUACGCAAGACAUGAAGGCCCAGGGUAUCAACAGCAUCGUCCUCGAGUUGCGCUUCAGCAAGGACUACCCCAUAUCUCCGCCAUUCGUACGUGUAAUUCGUCCUCGGUUCCUUACGUUUCUACAGGGUGGAGGCGGCCACGUCACUGCAGGUGGCGCUCUAUGCAUGCAGCUUCUUACCAACGACGGCUGGAGUGCCGUUUCUUCGAUUGAGUCUGUCCUACUUCAGGUUCGCCUCGCCAUGUCGAGCACAGAGCCCAAGCCUGCCCGUCUGGAGCCCGGUCAAGGCUACGGCCGCAUGCGCGACUACAGCACCAGCGAAGCAGUCCAAGCCUACAUUCGCGCUUGCAGGAUGCAUGGCUGGAAGGUGCCGGACGGCUUCGAAGCGACGAUGAUGAACUCGAUGAGCCAGUCGGCCUUUUAG